AAAAAGGAAAAUGCAACAAUGCAGUUGUAUCUCUAUGGAGCUGUAAAUGUAUAUUUAAACACCUUAGUUGAUUCACCUGUAAUCUUUACUUAGACCUGCUAGAAUGGGGUCAGUGUUCAAUAAGCUUUGAAAACAUCAAUGAUUUGCCAGACUUCAUUUAAUCUAGUUUUAAUAGAUAUUGAAAUGAACUUUUUUUUGUCAAAGACAGCUUUGAAGAUGUAAACAUAUCACACAAGACAACCGGUAUAGAUGUAAGUAUAGUAAUAAGUCAAUUUCAUGAAAAAAAUCGGGAAGUCAUAAAGUAAAGUUCUGACGAGGCACCGUGUAAUUAAAAUGUUGAAAUCUGGAAAAUGAACAUACUGGUAUAAAAUGUGAAGAAAAAGGCUUCCACAAAAUCCUGUUAAAGGAGAAAGCUCAAGGUUCUCUAUUGGCAUUAAUAAAUGGUUUGAAUUCUAUGCUUCAACCACACUGACCAUGAGGGGAACUAUGAGGACACACGCUAAAGGUGACAGUCAUUUUCAAUACCUUGUUCUGCGAACGUACUGACCUAUUCAUGUAAGAAAACAGUACAACCUGUGCAAGGCUUUCAAAUAAUAACAUUUAGCUGAGAUUCCACAUCUCUCCAAGAAGGUGACAUGUAUGAUCAUAUUUGACCAGUGUGUGAAUGUAAUAUAGCUGAUCAGAGGAGAACAACAUAACACUAAAGUUUGGUUUUAACUAUGUAUUGAUAAAUGCCUAAUCAACUGCUGACAUGUUUAUAACUAACCGUAAUAAGAAUACAAAAUCCUUUCAUUAUAAUAUGAAAUAAAAAGAAUGAUAUAAAAAGCUUGUCCAAAACAAAUAAAAAUAAGUGAUAUUCUCAAAGAAUAACAAACUCAAAUAUCUUAUUGGCAACUACAGUUUUAUACCUUGCUUCUUUGUCUUUUACUAAAAUAUCAAGAUCACACCGACCACCCUUAAACACUGGUUUGAGCAUGACAAACUGCAUACAAAAGGAGAAUCCCUACCAUACUAGUGUAGUUUUGAUAUGUGUUAUUGCAGGAACCGUAACAGUUGCAUUCAGCAUGCCCCUUUAAAAUGUUCAAGAGGCAAACCCUUGGGAAUAGGAGCCUGAAGAAAGCCAUCACCGACAGACACUCCGCAGUCUCACUGCUUCUGCACUGAAUAUUGUAAUGCAGCCAGUAGGCGCCCCCAUGGCAGACAGCCCUAAGAUCACAAUGUCUGCCUAACCAGACAGGAAAGCCCUGCCCAUCCAGACAGGACAGGAGACUGGUAUGUAUUUUUCUGUCCUUCUUCACGUUUAAGGGCUGACAGGUUGAGCUGGUGAAAAUAUGCAAAACCCAUUUCAUCUCCUUCUUGCCACUGAGCUAAUAACAAAAUAAAAAAAACUGAAUAAUGACUGACCAAGAGUGUUUCUAAGUCAGGUGUAAUAAAAAUAUUAAAAUAAAAUAAAAUAAUCUUUCUUAGUCCUCCAACAUCAUCCCUGCAGAAACUACAGAAUCCUUUGUGAAUGAUGCAACAAAAUCUGAACUGUCACUAAAGAUAAUAAACCGAGGUAUCUCUCCCCUGGCUCAGAAUGUUAUUUGUUUAUGUAAAAUCAACCCAUUUUUCAGCCUCAUGAAUGAUGCAGUCCUAGGGUGGGAGCUGUAUGCUAAUGCAGGGAACGGGCUCCUCUCUUUGUGCUCUAACUCAACCAAUCAGCGUCUUGCUCCAUUUUCCAGUUGCUACUGCCUGUGUCAUCCAGGCCACAAGCAGCAGGAAGGAGACGCCUGCCUUUUCCAGCAUCCCCUCCAAAAGACACACAGCCGGUGGAGCCCGGUGCCCCACUGUCCUUCUCCCAGUGGCGAUGAGCAGCCUGAACAGCAGCCAGCCCUGGCACCCGCCCGGCCGCUCGGGAGACCUGUCCCUGCAGGUGCAGGAGAUAUACCCCUUCCACGACGGCUGGAACACCGCUUGCUUCGUCAUCCUGCUGCUCUUCAUCCUCACCGUGGUCUCCCUGGCCGCGCUGGCCUUCCUGUACGAGCUGCUGGACUGCGGCUGCUGCGCCAAGGGCAAGACGGAGAGGGAGCUGAGGGAGCAGCCGGGGCCCCUGAGCGCCAUGAUGCGCAGCGUGCGCCAGCGGCGGGUGGAAGUGGUGUAGGACGGAACGCCAACCCACCCGGACUCUUCGCCACACGGCUGGGGGGGGCUGGAGCCGCCUGGGCUACCCACACACAAGCGGACAGCAGCUCCGUCCUUACUGUUCAGAGCACGCGUCGCAAUGCAAGCAAGAGCAAUGCAGGGAAAUGCCUUAAGGAGGGUCCAGACUUUUUUUUUCCCCCUCUUCUGAGGCUAUAGAUCAAUGGCAGUGAAAAUUCUGAGCUCAUUGGCUACAAACCUAUCUGAAAUAACCUAGAAGCAAAACAUCACAACACCGUCUGAUAGUUGCGGACAAAUAAUCGUAACAUGUCUACACGAUAUAACGAUAGGAAUUGCUGUGCAUUACAGACUACUUUCCUGCUCAGCCCCUGCAAACUAUAUUGUUUUUUUUUUUAUAUCCAUAUAAAAUAAUUGAAAAUGCUAAAAAUGCUCCAAACAGAUGUGGACUGUCUCUCACUGAAACACAUUUUCACUGAAAUGUCGUGAUCAGGUCUGGGAGGAUAUGAACUUGAAUCCCCUCAUCACUGUUUUGUAAUUCAUCACUGAUAUCUCACCUUCACAGAAUGUUUACAGUAUGCUGUUUAUCCUAGAUUUAUAGGUAUAUGGAGACCAUCUGGCACCACCUCAUUCAUUAACAUCUGCGCCAUGCACUUUCACCGUUCUUGCUCUGCUUUGCCUGAGAGGUCAUUAUUCCCUUGAAGAGUCUUAAAAAACUACCUUAACUCUGCUUUUAAUGUACAUCAGCCUGGAUAUAAUAUGCUAUGCAUUUACAGUAUCAUACACAUGCCUUAAGACAGUGUGCAUUUAAAUUAAAACUAUUACAAUCUC
This is a messenger RNA of Lepisosteus oculatus (spotted gar), 2967 nucleotides long. It is a transcript of the gene smim18, whose product is annotated as small integral membrane protein 18. NCBI's taxonomy places the organism in Eukaryota, Metazoa, Chordata, Actinopteri, Semionotiformes, Lepisosteidae. The record is from RefSeq and is a predicted model, not a curated record.